CUCCCGUUUUUGCCAGUGCAGCUAGCUGCUCCGCUCAACGUGCGCCGAGUGUGACUACAGAUAUCUGUUCAGUGCUUGCAGUGUAUACCGAACAUUAGAGUCCAUGUGCUCUGUAUGGAUGUUGAAACCGUGCAGUGUAGCUUGAAUAGCGGCAAGCAGACAAUAUGUCCAGUACACCCCACGAUCCGUUCUAUUCCUCCCCGUUCGGACCUUUCUACAGAAGGCAUUCGCCGUACAUCGUACAGCCAGAGUAUCGGAUCUACGAGAUGAAUAAACGGCUUCAGUCUCGCACAGAGGAGAGUGACAACCUUUGGUGGGAUGCCUUUUCUACUGAAUUUUUCGAAGAUGAUGCCACACUAACUCUUUCAUUUUGCUUGGAAGAUGGACCAAAGAGAUACACCAUUGGGAGAACCCUCAUCCCCCGCUACUUCAGCACGGUGUUCGAGGGCGGAGUCACCGACCUCUACUACAUCCUCAAGCACUCCAAGGAGUCCUUCCACAACUCCUGCAUCACCAUCGACUGCGACCAGUGCACCAUGGUCACUCAGCACGGGAAGCCAAUGUUUACAAAGGUCUGCACGGAGGGCCGGCUGAUCCUGGAGUUUGCCUUCGAUGACCUCAUGAGGAUCAAGACGUGGCAUUUUACGAUCAGGCAGUACCGAGAGCUGAUCCCACGCAGCAUAUUAGCCAUGCACGCGCAAGACUCGCAGGUCCUGGAGCAGCUGUCGAAAAACAUCACCCGGAUGGGCCUGACGAACUUCACCCUCAACUACCUCAGGCUGUGCGUCAUACUGGAGCCCAUGCAGGAGCUCAUGUCCCGGCACAAAACCUACAACCUGAGCCCGCGGGACUGCCUCAAAACAUGCCUCUUCCAGAAAUGGCAGCGGAUGGUGGCUCCUCCAGCAGGACACCCACAGAACUUCAAAACGGAAAUUUUCACUACAAAUCACAAAAAAGAACCGACGAGACAAACGACGACCAAGAGGAGGAAAAGGAAGAACUCGGCCAGCAGCGCGUCCAACAGCAGCAUGGGCAACAACGCCAACAGCAAGAAGCGUAGCCCCGCCGGGAACUUCAGCCUCUCCAGCCAGGUACCUGACGUGAUGGUGGUCGGGGAGCCGACGCUGAUGGGCGGCGAGUUCGGGGACGAGGACGAGCGGCUCAUCACCCGCCUGGAGAACACGCAGUACGACGCCGCCAACGGCAUCGACGACGAGGACGACUUCAACAACUCCCCGGCGCUGGGCAACAACAGCCCCUGGAGCACCAAGCCGCCCAACAGCCAGGACGCCAAGCCGGAGAGCACGGCGCCCCAGCCGUCGCAGUGAGAACGCCGCCGCGAAACCCGCGCCGGAACCCGCGGGGUCCCCCCCCCCCCUCCCCCUCCCUCCCCCGACCACACACUGUACCCUGUGGGCCCCCACCCACCGCACACUCCGCUCCACGGCAUCAACGCGAUUCUGACAAACCUCAGACAACUCUAACUCACCUCCUUGUAAUAUAAAAAGAAGAUGGUGGCAACGUGCGUAACACCGAUACAUCGUUUUUUUUUUACAUAAAUGUGUACAAAUGCGUGUAGUACAAAAAAAAAAUGAAAAAACAACGGAAUGAAAUGGAAGUACUCUUCUUCUGUACAGACCCCAAGCCAGAGUCUCCCUCGUGUUGACAGGAACCUGGCUGUUUUAGGAAUCGGCCGAACGUCGGAGUCGCAGGCGCUGAAGAACACGACCGGUUCGCUUCGGUUCUUUCAUUGUGCGUUCGGGCCCGAGCUUUACCAUCGACCGUUCACUACGGUGUCAGAUCACUGAACUCCAAAUGAAUCCAGAAACUACAAAAUGUUUCAAGAAAAGACUGACUCGGUGCAGUUGACCCUUGAGCAAAUUUAAAACCGUCAUCAACACGCAUCCCUGGCUUCCCCCAAGGAAUCAUGGGAACUUGCGAGGGCCACUCACACGGUGGCCCCUCUCUUCUCUCGCUACUGAAGUGUGACCUCAUACGGAUCCAGUCGCGCAUGUGUGCGCAGUCAGGCGGAGUUGUGGGAAGCACUGAACCAGCGUCCUGGUUUUAGCAACAGCAAAACGAUUUCAGCAUAUUUGCAUUUUAAUUGAAAAGUGAGCUCAUUUUGGAUGUCUUUUUUUAAUGAAACACAAACUCUUAUCUGUUUAUUCGGUUCUAUGGACUGAUUCAAACAGGAAUGAUAUUGUCAUAUUGUGUUUUCCAAGCACUGCGUUAUGGCUUUUUGCAGAAUGUUACUGCAUACAAAGAUUUACUGUCUUAUUUUGCAUUUAUUUUUAUUGUUAUUUUUUCCAAAAUUAUUGCUUUUUCUUUUCUAUGUAACUAUAAGCUCUUGAAGUACUUGGCUGUCAGACACAUGACCUGUGCAUCUUUACUAAUUUUGUACUUUGAACAGUCCCUCUGUCUGUUGUAUGACUGAUUCCCAAACUGAACAACAGAGAACAAGCCAAAGAACUGGCAUUAAAGUGAAUAACAAUUCAAAAUGAUAUCAUUCAACCAUGGAAUUUAAGCAAGAUUUCAUUGAGCAGUAGAAUUGAAUCAAUUACUUAUUUGAUAAUUAGUGCAUGAUUAUAAGAUAAUAGAACUUUUUUUCUAUGUUUAAUGUUACGAAUCAAGCUCAAAUUAUAUAAGGGCAGCAAGACAGGUUCGCUAAGGGGUGAUAAUUGGUUCAUAAUUCGAAAAUACUAUUUUUGAGCCGAGUAUAUAUGCAAUUAUGGAAAACUGGAAGAUUAGCAGGUUUAGUUCAUUAUGGCCAUAUUGAUAGAAGCAUGUGGAGAUACUUAGUUAAAACCGGUGUCAGAAAAUGUAUUAUCGAGCUUCAUCACUGAGGUACAAUAUGAAUGUUCAUGUGUCAAUUCCUGUCAAACAAACCUUACCACUACCAAUUAGUAUAGCCUUGAUAAUUCCUGUUCUUCCCUCAAAGGUAGGGCCGCCUCCCUGGAGCAGUCAGUUUGUUAAUUAAAAUUAAUUUAAUCACACAAUUGACCUCUGAAUGAGGUUAAUUCCUUUAAUCGAGCACUUUGCUGUUUGUAUUUCAGUAACUGGCUUAGCUGGGUUCUUUCAGUGUGGGCUGACUGCCAUAACAAUUCACAUCACAUCCGUGUGUUCUGGUAUUUUCUUAAUAUAAUUACUCAUAAUUUUGCAGGUCUUCAUAAAGCGUUCAUCCCCGGUCAUCUUCUGCAUUUGUUGGCUUAAAUAUCCAUGGUUGUAUCUUUUGCUUUGCUGUCCUUUUUCAUGAUUUUGUUUUCCUUUUUCCUAACCACUGCUCUAUGUAUGAAUUUUUUCUUAUAUUUUACUAUUGCAUAAAUCAAAAUUUUUGAAUUAUCCAGCUUAAUUAUUUAAAGGUAACAGUAUUAAAAAUAAUUUUUAAGACCACAUAAUUACCAUCCUCACGGUUAUCUGUUUUCGGUGAGAUUUUCCUGUUCUUAAUUAAAAUAGGUUAAAGACAUUAUUAUCGCUCAAUUCCUAGCUAGGAGUGUUGGGUUCCAUUUUAGAAUGGAAAAACUGUUGAACUGGGGAGUUGAUUCAUUGAGGUUCAACAAGGUAUGGUAUGUAAAAUAUAGAGAAUGUGCCAUAUUGUGGCUAUUUUAUAAGCGGUGUUUUUUGGCUUAUCUACCCAGGCCAUUAGAGGUGCAGAAUCAGAGACAUACUACAGCCCACAAACCCCAUCUUAAUUUUGUUUCUUGCCAAAAUAGAACUGGGCUGUACGUUCACCAUGCAGUGUCUCUGCUACAAUCCUGUGAAGUGGUAUGGACACGCGGUUGGCAAGAAAAUACCGCUAAUGAAAUCUGACAAAUGUUUUGUUAACAAUGACAUGAGAACGAUUUAACUUGGCUUCGUCUUGAUUUAACUGCGUUUCUGCUUUCGGUUUUGUUAUUCAGUUUGGGAAACCUGUUGAAGCUCUGUAUAUAAGCCAAUGAAUCAGACAUUUGAAAUCUGUUGAUACCAUUCCUUAGAAUAAAUAGACUCUUGUGUUUUUAUUGUACUUAUCUUGACUGUUUUAUUAGUCCUUAAUCUCUAUUGUCCUAAAUGAAAAGGUAAAAUGUAUAUGGCAAAAUAUAAAAUUCUAAAUAUAAGGAAUUUACUUUUAAAAUGUACCAAAAUAGAUGUUAUAUGUUGCAAAAUAAAGCAGUCAUUGCCACAGUAAUAUAAAAGUUAUGCAUGUAUUGUGGAAUAUUUUACAAUGUAUGUAAAUAAGCUAUAUAUUCAACAAUAUAUGCAUAAAUAUUCUUGGCUACAACUGAUAUAUUUUCUAAUACAUUUGGUAUGUUUUCAUAUGUAUUUGAGGAAAAAUUCCUUGCAUUUUAGAAUUAAUAUUUUAUCACAUGCUACUUUUUCAUUGGGGGUCAUUUACGUCAUGUUAGAUAUUUUUGCUAAAGAAACAAAAAAGAUGACCUCAGCUGUCACUAUUCUCCUUUACCUUUGCGUAUUUAUGUGAGAAUUUGUAAGGAAUCCAACACCUUUUUUGACUUUGUUUGAGUCUCAUAUUAAUACAGUGCAGCACAACUUGUAAAAUAUUAGCAGAUAUGUCUUUGUGUCAUUACUGAUGUAUUUUAUGUAUGCUUUGUCAUUAUGUGUGCCAAUAAAUUGUGCUUACAUGAUU
This is a messenger RNA of Anguilla anguilla (European eel), 4618 nucleotides long. RefSeq names its product LIM domain binding 2a (gene ldb2a). Gene Ontology annotation, cellular component: nucleus; transcription regulator complex. Gene Ontology annotation, molecular function: LIM domain binding. The record is from RefSeq and is a predicted model, not a curated record. Lineage: Eukaryota; Metazoa; Chordata; Actinopteri; Anguilliformes; Anguillidae. Bases 165 to 1328 code for a protein of 387 amino acids. Gene Ontology annotation, biological process: negative regulation of transcription by RNA polymerase II; positive regulation of transcription by RNA polymerase II; nervous system development. The transcript is spliced from 9 exons.